Pisolithus orientalis is the source of this 2680-nucleotide messenger RNA. RefSeq lists its product as uncharacterized. Gene Ontology annotation, biological process: ubiquitin-dependent protein catabolic process. Bases 1 to 2358 code for a protein of 785 amino acids. Gene Ontology annotation, molecular function: protein binding; ubiquitin protein ligase activity. Lineage: Eukaryota; Fungi; Basidiomycota; Agaricomycetes; Boletales; Pisolithaceae. The record is from RefSeq and is a predicted model, not a curated record. The transcript is spliced from 11 exons.
AUGUCUACUCCUGCCCAUCCUCUCAGGAAGAAAAUCAGGAUAACCGUCGUCGCUGCCGACGGGCUGUCUAAGCGAGAUGUCUUCCGCCUUCCAGAUCCCUUCGCAGUGAUUACAGUCGACGCGGAGCAAACACAUACGACGAGCGAGUCUUCUGUUGUUGCCGUGCAGAUAUUUGAUCAGCGCAAAUUCAAGAGACGCGACCAGGGUUUCCUUGGCGUAGUCAACGUGCGGGUCAGUGAUGUCCUAGAUUUGGACCUCGGUGGUCAUGAGAUGUUGACACUCGAUCUCAAAAAGUCUAACGAUAAUCUCGUGGUUCAUGGCAAGCUCAUCAUAUACUUGUCAACCAAUGUUUCUCAGCCUAUCUCAAACCCUGGACCCUCGCAAGUGCACGGUGUUGCUACUACCCUCAGCAACAUGGGCCUGAACGAGUCGAGCGUUUCUCUUUCCCCAAAUGGUGUGGGCUCUUCUGGCAAUCCGCUUUCUCGCACGCCUAGCGCUCACGCCUCCACCACGGACUCACCGAGCACCCCCGCUGUAAUGGGGAUGCCCUACACCUCAAAUCUCUCCACCGUCUCAUACUGUUCGAGCGGUGGACAUACAAUAUCACCCACUAGCCAGUCAGCAUCAGGGAUUUCACUCGGAUCAGUGAAUACCGCUCGGCAAGGGAACUUCAAUCCGACUGUUGAUCAGUAUGGGCCGCUUCCGCCCGGCUGGGAACGCCGUCUCGACCCCCUUGGGCGCACAUAUUAUGUUGACCACAAUACCCGAACGACGACUUGGAACAGACCUUCUUCCAACCAGAGUGUUAACCAUGUCGUCCACGACAACGAGACUAAUGCUGCUAGGGACCAGCACUCCCGUCGUCUCCUGGCCGAUGACAUGGUGGACGUUGGUAAUGCACAAGCCACCACUCACCGAACACCGUCGACCGCUGCAUCACCCAACGCAGCAACUACCGCUAUUGCUGCAGGCAAUAAUAUUACAACGACCGGUUCUGGCAGUCUUCCGCCCGGGUGGGAGGAGAGGUACACCCCGGAGGGCCGACCAUAUUAUGUCGACCACAAUACUCGCACGACAACCUGGGUGGAUCCUCGCCGGCAUACUGUUGUUCGUGUCAUGGGCCCCAAUGGUCAAGGUACUUCGUUACAGUCUCAGCCUAUGUCUCAGCUCGGACCAUUGCCCUCCGGAUGGGAGAUGCGUCUUACUUCUACCGCGCGCGUUUACUUUGUGGACCACAACACGAAGACAACGACAUGGGAUGACCCUCGCCUCCCUUCUUCUUUGGAUGCAAAUGUUCCCCAGUACAAGCGGGACUUCCGCAGGAAGCUCAUUUACUUCCGAAGUCAGCCUGCUAUGCGGGCCCAACCUGGCAAUUGUCAAGUUAAAGUUCGACGUAAUCAUAUCUUCGAAGACAGCUAUGCCGAGAUCAUGAGGCAAACGCCUAAUGACCUAAAGAAACGACUGAUGAUCAAGUUUGAUGGCGAGGAUGGUCUUGAUUAUGGUGGCCUCUCCAGAGAAUUCUUUUUCCUCCUCUCGCAUGAAAUGUUUAACCCCUUCUAUUGCUUAUUUGAAUACUCGGCGCACGACAAUUACACCUUGCAGAUCAACCCCGCAUCUGGCGUCAAUCCUGAACACUUGAAUUACUUCAAGUUCAUCGGGCGUUGUCUCGGUCUCGCGAUUUUCCACCGUCGCUUCGUUGACGCGUACUUCAUUGUCAGUUUCUACAAAAUGAUCCUGAAGAAGAAGGUAACUCUGUCAGACUUGGAGUCCGUCGACGCGGAACUCCACCGCGGUCUCACUUGGAUGCUUGAGAAUGAUAUUACGGAUGUAAUUGACGAAACGUUUACUACAACGGAAGAACGUUUUGGGGAACUCCAUACGAUCGAGUUGAAGCCAGGAGGUGUUGACGUCAACGUCACAGAGGAAAACAAGAAAGAAUACGUCGACCAUAUCGUCGAAUAUCGCAUCUCAAAACGUGUCAAGGAUCAGUUUGAGGCGUUCAUGUCGGGAUUCAGCGAGUUGAUUCCACAAGAUUUGAUCACGGUCUUUGACGAGCGGGAACUUGAGCUGCUCAUCGGCGGAAUGUCCGAGAUCGACGUGGACGACUGGUUCAAGCAUACAGACUACCGCGGCUAUGAGACGAACGACGACGUCAUUCAAUGGUUCUGGAAAUGCGACCUGCAGGGCUCUGACGGGCCGAGACGUUUCACGAUCGAAAAGUCGGGCGAUCCGUCGCAAUUGCCGAAGAGUCACACUUGCUUCAAUCGCAUUGACUUACCACCAUACAAAGAUUACGCAAGCUUAGAGCAGAAGCUGACACUGGCCGUAGAGGAAACCGUUGGCUUUGGUCAGGAGUAAGAAUAACCUAUGUGGGCUACGCCAUUCACAACAUAUGCUUUCCUUCUGCUUCUUUCUGUUCAGUACCAAGCUAUACUGCUAUUACCUACAUUUUUUUUCCCAGAGCUGCGGAAUUCCAGGCCAUUUACCCUUCACUGUUACUUGUUGUAGCUACGGCCAUACUGUUAAGGAUGCUUAUAUAUUGCAGGAUGUGAUGAAACUUCGAUUCCGAGAAAAUACAGUGCGGCCAAUAAGAACUAGCAUACCGGAUUACAUAAGGUAGCACGAACCGAACGAACGCCGGCCGAUCAUUCCCUUUUCAAAUGCAAACCCAAUAUAAAUA